UUUCUUUAUAAUGAGAAUGAUGGAACCCUAAUGACUGUUGUGUAUCAAUUUUUAGCUCCUCCAUAAAAAAAAAAAAAAAACAGCCGGAAGUAGCUCAGGUGAAACAUUAAAGAAGAUGUAUCUCCAGUUUUACAUCAAUGAGAAUGGUGACAAAGUUUACACAACUAAGAAAGAGUCGCCACUGGGUUUGGCCACGCAAUCUGCUCACCCAGCCCGCUUUUCGCCGGAUGAUAAAUUUUCUAGGCAAAGAGUGCUUCUGAAGAAGCGUUUUGGUUUGCUUCCUACCCAAAAACCAGCUCAAAAGUACUAACCAUUUUUGGUCUCCAGUAUUGCUUUCUACUCGUAUUAUUAGGCUUCUCUGUCUUGCCGUCGUUAGUUGAUGUGAAUCAUUAAGUUAUGUAUUGUAACUUUAGUUGAUGUGAAAUGUUUUUUUUUGGUUUAUUGUGACUUAAUGGUGGAUGGAUGUCGUGGAAUUUUUCUUAUGAGGUUCCAUAAAUCUGGGGAGCCAAAGGGUGCUUCGAAUUUGUUCUA
This is a messenger RNA of Solanum dulcamara, 531 nucleotides long. Its product is annotated as H/ACA ribonucleoprotein complex subunit 3-like protein. Lineage: Eukaryota; Viridiplantae; Streptophyta; Magnoliopsida; Solanales; Solanaceae. Bases 116 to 310 code for a protein of 64 amino acids. The transcript has 4 exons. Gene Ontology annotation, molecular function: box H/ACA snoRNA binding; telomerase RNA binding. Gene Ontology annotation, cellular component: box H/ACA telomerase RNP complex; box H/ACA snoRNP complex. The record is from RefSeq and is a predicted model, not a curated record. Gene Ontology annotation, biological process: rRNA pseudouridine synthesis; ribosome biogenesis; snRNA pseudouridine synthesis.